AUGCAAAGAGAGUACUCACCAGCUGGCCCGCUCCAUUCACAGGAUGACGCUGCUGUUGGGGCCGCCAGGCUGCGGCAAGUCAACGCUGCUGAGGAUUGUGGCAAGGAAGGCGGAGAGGGAGCUGUGCGUGCAGGGCUAGGUCACGUACACGGGCGCCCGGGGAGCGAGUUUGUGGUGCCGCGGUCCGUGGCGCUUGUGGCUCAGACGGACUCCCACAUGGGCAAGAUGACCGUCCAGGAGACGCUCCAGUUCUCCGCUCGCCUGCAGGGGCCGGGGCCACACAUGGCAGGUGAGCAUGCGGAGAGGAAUAUCAGGAGGCGAGAAGAAGCGCGUUACCAUCGCCGAAGCACUCCUGGGAUCUCCUCCAGGCUCGACUCAGCCACUGCCUAUCAGAUCAUACGAUUUCUACGCAGCCUCACGCACUUAACUAAUACCACCACCCUCAUCUCCCUGCUGCAACCCGCACCGGAAACCUUCGAGCGGUUCGAUGACGUCAUGCUGAUGUCAGAGGGGCAGAUUGUCUACCAUGGGCCUAGGGAGGAGGUGCUGGGAUUUUUAAAGGAAAUGGGGUUUGCGCCGCCCGCCCGCAAGGGAGUGGUCGACUUCCUGCAAGAGGUGCGUUUCCCCCGUGCUGCCUCGCACUUGCUCCUGAAUACUCUUGAAGGUAACUCGCAUGUUUCUCCCAAGGUGCCUCGAGUUGGUCCCGAUAGCUCUCAGUAUUAA
This is a messenger RNA of Closterium sp. Yama58-4, 723 nucleotides long. NCBI's taxonomy places the organism in Eukaryota, Viridiplantae, Streptophyta, Zygnematophyceae, Desmidiales, Closteriaceae. The record is from the annotation of a GenBank genome assembly.